UAAAGAUAAAGAGGCUUAAAAUAAAAAAAGAUGUACUCCAAUAUGAUUGCAGCAGCUGCAUGCCUUUUGUUCUGGUUGUGCUUACUCACAGAAGUGCGGGGAAAAAAAUUUGAUGUCAAGAAAUUCGGAGCAAAGGCUGACGGAAAAUCAGACGAUUGCAAGGCAAUUGCAAGUGCCUGGAGGGCGGCAUGCACAUACAUGAGGCCAAGCACUCUAGUGAUUCCGUAAGGAGAAUACAUGGUUGGUCGAUUAAUGUUGGAGGGACCCUGCAAGGCCCCUGUAACUUUUGAGCUUCAAGGAACUCUCAAGGCCCCAACAGUCACGGACCAGAAGAAGGCUCAGGAUGGUUGGGUUGCUUUUAAAAGGAUUAAUGGCUUGACAGUGCUCGGAGGUGGAGUUUUUGACGGUCAAGGAUCAGCUGCCUGGGCCUCUAAUAAUUGUGCCAGAACUGGGAAAUUCAAUUCUCUACCCGCUAAUUUACGAAUGACUGAGGUUACCAAUUCGAAGAUUCAAGAUAUAACUUCGCUUAACAGCAAGCUCUUUCACAUGAACAUCUUGGGCUGCAACAACUUGACUCUUCAACAUAUUACCAUAACUGCACCAGAAAACAGCUCAAACACUGAUGGAAUUCACGUUGGUCGAUCAAAUGGAGUCAAUGUAACCGAUGCAAACAUUCAGACGGGGGAUGAUUGUAUCUCUCUUGGCGAUGGUAGCCAACAAAUAAACGUUGAGAAGGUUACCUGUGGACCUGGCCAUGGCGUUAGCAUUGGUAGCCUCGGAAAAUAUCAGAACGAGCAACCAGUCGAAGGUAUAACAGUGAGAAAUUGUACUCUCACAAACACAAUGAAUGGUGUCAGGGUUAAAACAUGGCCAGCUUCUCCUAGGGGCGCUGCCUCUAAUUUGCGUUUUCAAGAUAUCAUCAUGAACAAUGUUAGCAAUCCUAUCUUAAUCGACCAAAAAUACUGCCCUUAUGGUCAAUGUAAAGCUGAGGCUCCAUCGCGUAUUAGGAUCAGUGAUGUUAGCUUCAAGAACAUUAGGGGCACUUCUGCGACUCAGGUUGCGGUGAAGAUUGUUUGCAGCAGAGGGCUGCCAUGCCAGAAGGUGGACAUUUGUGACGUUAACUUGACUUACAAUGGGAAAGGCUCAGCAGUAUCAGAAUGUGCUAAUGUGAAGCCUGCAGUUUCUGGCAAAGUUUUUCCCCCUGCUUGUGCCAAGAAUGCUGACGCCACGUUAUAGAUUCUGAUAGAUGGACCAAUAAUUAAGUUUAAGGUAUACAAAAAGCUGAUUAAUUACUUCCUUUGUUGCCGAAGAAAUUAAGGAAUACUGAUCCAAAUUCUUAGAUAAAUGAUCAAAAUUAAUUGAUUGUUCUGGGAAAACGUAAAAUAAAAUAAGAAAUUUGAGGUGAGAAUUGAAAUUGGGUACCA
Mangifera indica (mango) is the source of this 1424-nucleotide messenger RNA. RefSeq names its product exopolygalacturonase clone GBGA483-like. The coding region runs from base 238 to 1236 and encodes 332 amino acids. Gene Ontology annotation, biological process: carbohydrate metabolic process. The transcript is spliced from 4 exons. NCBI's taxonomy places the organism in Eukaryota, Viridiplantae, Streptophyta, Magnoliopsida, Sapindales, Anacardiaceae. The record is from RefSeq and is a predicted model, not a curated record. Gene Ontology annotation, molecular function: polygalacturonase activity.